Molecule: messenger RNA, 981 nt
Organism: Chlorella variabilis
Lineage: Eukaryota; Viridiplantae; Chlorophyta; Trebouxiophyceae; Chlorellales; Chlorellaceae
Exons: 7
Coding region: 1-981 (326 amino acids)
Biological process (GO): pyruvate decarboxylation to acetyl-CoA
Molecular function (GO): pyruvate dehydrogenase (acetyl-transferring) activity
Source: RefSeq, a predicted model, not a curated record
AUGAUGAUGUGGGAGGCGCUCCGGGAGGGGCUGGACGAGGAGAUGGAGAAGGACCCCACCGUCUGCCUGAUGGGCGAGGAUGUGGGCCACUACGGCGGCUCCUACAAGGUGUCGUACGGGCUGUACAAGAAGUACGGCGACAUGCGGCUGCUGGACACGCCCAUCUGCGAGAACGGCUUCAUGGGCAUGGGGGUGGGCGCCGCCAUGACGGGCCUGCGCCCCAUCGUGGAGGGCAUGAACAUGGGCUUCCUGCUGCUGGCCUUCAACCAGAUCUCCAACAACUGCGGCAUGCUGCACUACACCUCCGGGGGGCAGUUCAAGGUGCCCAUGGUCAUCCGCGGGCCGGGAGGCGUGGGGCGCCAGCUGGGCGCGGAGCACAGCCAGCGCCUCGAGUCCUACUUCCAGUCCAUCCCGGGCGUGCAGCUGGUGGCGUGCUCCACGGUGGCCAACUCCAAGGCUCUGCUGAAGAGCGCCAUCCGCAGCGACAACCCCAUCAUCUUCUUCGAGCACGUACUGCUGUACAACGUCAAGGGCGAGGUGCACCCGGGCGACUACUGCCAGUGCCUGGAGCGUGCGGAGAUGGUGCGCGAGGGUACCGACGUCUCCAUCUUCUGCUACAGCCGGAUGCGCUACGUCGUGAUGCAGGCGGUGGCGGAGCUGGAGAAGCAGGGCUACAACCCAGAGGUGAUUGACCUCAUCUCCCUCAAGCCCUUUGACAUGGAGACCAUCUCCAAGUCCAUCAAGAAGACGCGCAAGGCCAUCAUCGUGGAGGAGUGCAUGAAGACGGGCGGCAUCGGCGCCUCGCUGUCCGCCGUCAUCCACGAGUCGCUGUUCAACGAGCUGGACCACGAGGUGCUGCGCCUGUCCUCCCAGGACGUGCCCACCUCGUAUGCUUAUGAGCUGGAGGCGGCCACCAUUGUGCAGCCGGAGAAGGUGGUGGAGGCGGUCCACAAGGUGUGCGGCACCCGCGUGGCCGCAUGA